AUGACUAACGGCAAUUGGAAAGGUGAUAAGAAUGAUUCAUCUCAAUCUUCAAGGGGUCACUUAGCCAAUUCAGGAGGUAAAGGGUUGCAACAUCUGGCUGAAAUGCUUCAGCGUGCAGGGCAAGGACAGAGUUACCAGAAUAGGGUCUCUUUUGAUUUCCAAUUAAAUUUGAAUUCUGGUUCAAGUAGUAGUAGUAUACCUAGAAAUAUUUAUAAUGGUGGAGGGCAGCGUGCAGGCUUUGGAGAUGCAUAUAAUAAGGAGAGAUUUCAAAGUAAUGGAUAUGGGGGCACUAGCAGUAGUAGUACUGGUGCAGGUAAUGGAUAUCAUAUGAACUCAGAGUACGGUAAUUCUACAGUGGCUACAGGAUAUCCUGAUGGUAAUAUGACGUAUGUUGGGACAUAUGGAGUUACUCAGUCUAAUUAUGGGACUUAUAGAGGGGCAAUGCAGGCUUAUGGUGGACCAAGUGGUGGUACUUCAUCUCUUCAGCAACACCAGUCAGGAUCCUAUGAGGAUGCGCAGCAAAGCUUUGCAGGUAACUUUUAUAUGAAUCAAAGAAAUUAUGUAAUGCCUCAGAUUACUCAAGGAUAUGGUAGUAUUCAACAAGGGCAACAUCAUCAGGCUACAAGAGGAAACUCUGCAGUACCUGGUGUAUCUUUAUCAGGUUCGGGAGUAUAUAGAGGAACAUCAAAGUAUAUUGGCUCGUCAGGAACAUAUGGAGUUUCAGGAGGAUCUCAGGGUCAUACACAAGUGCUACAGUAUGGAUCCUCUCACCACCUGACUUCAAAUUUUGGAGAUAUCCCAUUACAACAGAUUUCGUAUGGUAACUUCCCUAACCAAAACCAGAGUUUGCAUUCAAUAUCUCCUCAAGUAUCAAAUACAGUUGGUAUAGCUACACCUCAACAACUUUAUAACUCUUAUAACUUUAGUAGACAAUCAAAUUGUGGCAAUUCUUCAGGAGCACCGGUAAUUGGCUCAACUUCUUCAGUUAUUAAUACAUCUAAUACUAGCAUGCAGAAUACCUUGAGUGCUAUUAAUGGUAAAUUAAAUGUAAUUUCUGGAACUGGUUCUCUUCACCAUAUGUCCAAUACUGUGGGUCGUUCUAUGGAUCAGCUAAGGCGUCAUAAUGGAGGUGGAGGUUCAGGAGGUUAUCGUCGAUCUGGACCGUAUCGCCAUGAUGGUCGAACUGGUAGGGUAAACUUGGGAGGCUCUGGAGGUAGUUCUUCUGGUGGUUCAGGGAAUCAGGGGGGUGUCGGAGUUUAUUCUCAAGCUAAUAUUGGAGCUAGUGGAGGGGGUCCAGUUCGUUCUAGCAAGGAUAGGGGUCCUGGGGGUGGAAUAGGACCACUAGGAAGUUCUAAUGUUUACAAUAAGAAACUAAUAAAUGAUAGAUCUUAUCCUACUCAUUUCAUUACAGAUUUCAGAGAAUUUAAUUUGCGCAGGGAAUUAGAUGGAAGAGUAGAUAACAUGCUUCCCAAGGUAUAUGUUGACAAGGCUUUAGCUGCAGGGGAUGAAUUUGUGCGCCUAGUGAGUACUGCGAGGUCUUGUAGAAUUCCUGAAAUUCGUCCUGCACUAUUAAUUACCAGCUUACCUAACUGCGACAGUUUUAGGCUUUAUUUAAGCAUAAUGAAGCAUUAUAGAGCUCAAAAUGUGUCAAAAUUUAAAUUGAUGGUAGCAACUUAUCCGGAGACUGGACUCUGCAAAGGCUGGGCUGUAGUUUUACUACUGGAUAAAAAUGCAGCUGUGGAGUUUUUAAUUUCAUCUCAUUUUCAAUGGAGAGGGAUAUGUGUAAAGGCUAAACCUUUAUUGAAUCCAGAUUUAUUUUCUUUCAAUUGUAGGUUUAUGACAGGAUUAUCUGAGAAUUCUAAUGAGACUGUAUACCAAAUCCCUAAAUUAUAUGUGUCGAAUUUAGCAAGUAGUGAGAAGAAUUUGGAAGAGAACCUAAAUUUUGAUGAGAGUAAGAAUAAUAAAGAUAAAGAUACUGAUGAUGACAAUGAUAAUAAUAAUAAUAAUAAUAAUAAUAAUAAUAAUAAUAAUAAUAAUAGUGAUAAUAAUAAUGAUGAUGAUGAUGGUGAAGUUAGAGAGUACAUGAAUAUUUCAGAAAAAUUGUAUCAACUUAUUGAAAAAUUGGGACUUCGUAAUCCUUUAGAAGUAGCAUAUAAUGGGGAUUCUCAACGUCGGGAUGUAAUAUUUGUUGCAGGUCGUAAGCUUUAUGCAUCUUUUAGACCUCAAAAGAUACUUAAAGUAAUUUUUGAGCUAUCCAAAUUUGGCAGAACUAUUGGAGAACUUGAUCAAAAAGAAGAUGACGACAAUGAAAUUAUAGCUGAAGCAGAUAAAUUAGAGCUUCUUAAACCAAGAUCCUCAAAGGAUACAGAUCAUUACACAAUAAGCAAAUAUGCUCUAGUUAAUUUGUACAAAAGCAACAUAUGCAAAGACUCUGGAAAGGCACAUGAAUAUCUUACUCCAAAUUUAAACGAGAACUUUGAGUUAGAAAUAGACAAUACUGAAAUAGAUGUAUCUUUAGACCGUAACUUGCCAAGUUCCCAAGCUGAUGACGAACUGUCAGUCAAUAUAUUACCGAAGGAUAUGGGUGAUGUAUUUCCAUGGGGUAUUAGGUAUUUUCCUGUUGGGAAUUUGGGGUUCGCAGGCUUGGAUCUUAUUGAUAGUUUGAGCCGUCUUGUUCGUAGACUGCACUGUAAAAAUAGUGGUCAUAAAUGGUUUAAUGACGUAGAUUACGAGGGAUUUCCAGAUGAUCACUUACAUCUUCAGGGUUUUCAGAAUGUAACAACAGCUUCAAUGGAUAUUUCUCUAAUUACAACUUCAAAUACAGAUCAGAAUAGCUGUACAAAUGUAGCAAAUUCCGGAGUUCAUAUAGGUGGUCUAUCUGUUAUGAAUAACGUGAGUAUUUGUAAUCAAGUAGUAACUCUGGAUUCAAUGGUAUUUAUUAAUGGACUCCCCAAUUUAAGUGGCAUACAAAUAGAACUAGAUUUUAUGUAUAAACUACGUAAUCUGCUUAAUCUUAGUAAGGCUAAGUGCGACUUUUGGUCUGUGGAACUUUUUUGCUUCCCUGAAACUGAACGCUUAAGAGGUGAUGGUUUUAUUCUCCUUCCUUCCUCUUGUAACUCUAAAGCUCUUUUAGAUCAGUUCCCUAUUGAUGAAGAAAGUGGUAAUCCAAAUAUUAAGCUAAAUAGUGAGGUUUCAGCAUGGAUAUUACCUUAUAACAUGUAUCAAGAUGCUAUAUACGAAGAUCUUAAAGUUCUUGCGAAAUUACUGGGACGUUUGGUUAGCUUCUGGUCAUACCAUGUCAAUGGUAAGCGUCAUCCUCUCAAACUUUUAGAUUCUAUUAAGACAACAAAGUUUUCCACAGCAGAGGUCAACUCUACUAAAGAACAAGAGCUCAGUGAGGAUAAUCAAAAUGUAUUUCAUAAACCUUUAGAUCUAAACUUACAAGCCUUAGGAGUUGCAAUUGAAUCUAUAGCUCCACUUGCUACUUCGGGUGGAUAUUCUUCUAUUUCACCUAGUGAAGAGAAAUCUUUAGUAGGUAUUGCUGUAUCAGCUGAAGAAUGGUUACAUGGUCUUCCAAAGCUAGUUGCUGAGGGCAUAGAUGAGAGAGCACUAGAUUGCAGUGUUGUUCACUUUGUUAGAACAUAUUUUUUUUCAGCUGAGAAUCUUGUAUCAUUACACCCUUUCAAUUUAUGGCUGCAAGUUACAAAUGAAAUAUGUGAAACUAACAAUGAGGGACUUAUUAAAUUUGAGAAGGAUGACAAAUUAGCAGAAGACUCAGCAGCUAUAGAUGAGCUAUCUAGACUUCUACUUCAUCCCUUGCCAAGUCAUGAGAUCGUAGAUACUUUGAAUAACAAGAUUGUAUCGGCAAAUCACAUAUUAGCGUCUAUUCUGAGCCAGCAUGGCCAAAUUGGUCCCUUGGCCCUGCUAGAUAUGAUUGACUACUAUAUCCAAGGACAAUUUGGGUUAUACAAUAUGUACAAAGGUGAAGAUAAUGAAAAUGACAAAUCUUCAGAAGAAAUAUCUUUAAACCUGGAACACUCUGAGUGUACAGAAGAAAAUUUAGUAAUAAAUCAGAAUCGUGAAGUUUCAGUGGAUAUAGAAUUUAAAGCUGACAUUGCUUCUGAUUCAGAAAAUUUAUUAUCGCUAUCUUUAGAAGAAGGUGAAUAUAGAUACCGCGGAAUAUUUUAUAAAAUAAACUCUGAGUAUUUAAGAAAUAUGCCAAAUGCAACCCCAGAUAGUUUGAAAGAUGACAGUGAUAAAGCUGACAACUAUGAAGUGGAUUUAUCUUUGAACUCGGAGAUUUCGAGCAAACCAUCUUUAAGCUUCAGUUGUUCUCUGUGGCUUGAAAGAUGGGGUAAUAACUGUGUCUGGGGAUCUUGCAUUUGCUCAAAUGCACGCGAAUCUGUGAUGGAAGCUGGAAUAAAUUUCUUGCGUCACUUUGCUUUGUUGGAAUGUCGAAGAGUAUUCCAGACUAUUGGAGUUGGAAGUACUUGCCAUGAUCCACUAUUGGCACCUAAACGCACAAGGGCUACUGGAACUCCAGUAUCAACAGCAGGUGGAGGAACUAGUGGAAGUGGAGGAGCUCCAGGAACAAAUCUAUCUCACCAGAAUUCUCUAUCUUCAAGUGGUGGAUCUAAUACAAAUUCUAAUUUAUCUGCCUCUCUCCUAAGCUCGGCAAAUCGUGAGCACUUAAGUAUAGCUGAUAGAUUUGAAGGAUUAUGGAAUUUCAGAAAUAUCCAAGUUGAGAAGAGGAAAGUUAGAUGUAUCUCUAUUCCCGGAUCUCUACCUUUUGAAAAGGCUCAAAAAUUGUGGUCUGUGGAAUAUUUGCUAGCUUUAAUAAGUUGCGGUAGGAUGAGAUAUGUUCCUAUAUCAUUAGCAUUUAGAACUCCUUUAUACAGAAAAAAUGCCUAUCGAUAUGUUCAAGAAAGAUUUAGGAGAGACUCUAAAUACAGCUGGUCGCAUGUUGAUCAGUUGUGGUCUAACAAGCUAGAUGAUGUUGUGGCAAAUGCUAUUGGAUUUGCAAAUGGUGACUUGCUUCAUAUACUUGCUCCAGAUGAGGGGAAUAUACAAGAUAAUCUGCUUGAUCCAAAAUGCUGUUUUGAGAUGUUAAAGAGAUCUUGUAAAUUUACUACUCGAAGUAAACUAAUCUCUGUUUAA
Cryptosporidium muris RN66 is the source of this 5157-nucleotide messenger RNA. RefSeq lists its product as uncharacterized. Bases 1 to 5157 code for a protein of 1718 amino acids. The transcript has a single exon. Lineage: Eukaryota; Apicomplexa; Conoidasida; Eucoccidiorida; Cryptosporidiidae. The record is from RefSeq and is a predicted model, not a curated record.